AUGAAAACAUUUUUUCUAAAAUUUUCUCGAUCAUUAUCUUCUAAACUACCAUCACCAAAAACAACAGUUCUUCUAGUUCACAAUGGAUUACCAAAAAGUUUAUAUUAUGCAAAAGAUUUUCUUUCAAAUGAAUUAAUUGAAAUUCAUAAAUUUCCACCAUUUUUGGCAAAAUUUGGUAUUGAUAAAUAUGUAGAUAAUAGUAAAUGUAUUUUUAAAUGUAUGGAAGAUUAUACAAAAUGUGAAGAAAUAUCUAAUUAUUUUGAUAAAUUAUCAAAAAAUAUUGAAGAUAAAUUAACAGAAACAGCCUCUUUUGGUAGUCCAUAUAAAGUUGAGUAUUCAUUUAAUUUCCCAAUAUCUGAUAAAGAUUAUUCAAUAGAAAAUACCUUAAUGAAUAUGAUAUCAAAAAAUGGAACACAAAGAUUUGUGGUUUUACCUUUACAUCCAAUUUAUGAUAACAAAACAAAUAAAUAUUAG
Molecule: messenger RNA, 474 nt
Organism: Strongyloides ratti
Lineage: Eukaryota; Metazoa; Nematoda; Chromadorea; Rhabditida; Strongyloididae
Product: Ferrochelatase family-containing protein
Exons: 2
Coding region: 1-474 (157 amino acids)
Source: RefSeq, a predicted model, not a curated record